Molecule: messenger RNA, 5217 nt
Organism: Puntigrus tetrazona (Sumatra barb)
Lineage: Eukaryota; Metazoa; Chordata; Actinopteri; Cypriniformes; Cyprinidae
Gene: bcl3
Product: BCL3 transcription coactivator
Exons: 9
Coding region: 1481-3355 (624 amino acids)
Molecular function (GO): protein binding
Source: RefSeq, a predicted model, not a curated record
GGUGCGAGGAGGAACUAAUGCUAGUGGGGUGUAAGUGGAAAGAGCAGGGUAUGACGAACGUUUGUAUUUGCACAUAAUCUGAUACAUUUUUUUUUUUUUAAGAUUUUUGUGCAUUGGCAUAGAUAGAUUAUAAUGGGAUCAAACUCCCAACACACACAAAACAUUACCAAGUCAUUAGCAUUUAUUUCCAUUUUUAUUAUUAUUAUUGGUUAUUUUCAUUCCAAUCAUUCUAGGACUGUUCUCUUUAGGUUCUAUUUUGAAACCAAACACCUGAACGUUUUUUUUUUUUUCUGAACGUUCUAGGAACCAAAGACGAUUAUCUGGGCUAGGCCUAUCUUUCAGGGAUCUGAUCAAAAUGGGGUGCUUUCCAGAUAAGAUGCUGAGAUAGCACACGAAAGUCAGAUAUUUGUUGUUGUUAUCAGUUUGAGUCACCCAUCUAAUCUUUAAUGUAAAAAGGGACCAUAUUUUAUCAGUUCAAACAGUCACUAAUGAUCCGCUGUCCGAUGUGAAUGCGGUCGAAUACAGGAAGACAAGGCUGAGCCUGGCAGGCUUCCCGACAACAGCUGAGGGAGAUCCCCGCCGGAGAUCCAGCCCGCUUCCUAGCAGGCACCAGAGUGAACAUUAAAAAAAUUAAAAAAAAUACGCCGAAAAGAAAAACAAAAUUGCGCACCUGUUCAACAAACGCUCGCGACACUUUAACCCGCUUCGAGAUACGAAAAAAAACGCAAACGCCAACAUACAUAGGAAAGAUUUAGAAGAGAGAUUCGAGCACGACAAACAUCGAGUAACUAAACCGAAACCGAUUCCAUGUUCCCGUCCAACAACAACCACCCAAAACGAAACGUUGAACUUGUACGACGAAUAAAGUGUUACGAAUCGCAAAGUGCGAACAAGCCUGCUAAACGAAUGCUUAGGUUUUUCACUUGAACUGCAAAGUGCUUGAGCGUCGCGUUUUGAACCGUGUCUCGUACGUGUAGCUUGCGAUCGAUUCAGUUAUAGCUGAAAGGGAAAACCCCUCAGCUUCUACCCACCUACUUCCUAAUUUGAGUGAAUGAGAGAGGGAGACUCUGUGAAUUUACUUCAGAUAUAGAGACAGAACAGCGCAGGGGUUAUCGACAUAACUGCAGAGCGUGAAUAAAAGAAGAAGAAUAAUGAUGAUAUUAGAUAUGCACAUGACAUAUUGUCAUUGCCCUAACACGUAAUUAUUAUAAUUACAUGUGUAACUUUGAUGUUUUUUUUUUAUUCGAGUGUUUUUAACUGUUUAUUUUAAUAGAAAACUUGGUGCAUACGAGAAGGCUAUGAAAUUAAGUGCUUUAGUGAGCUGUGCUUAAACAUCUCGAGCAAAGCAUAUGUAAGUAUGCUGUUUAAUUUAGGCAGACUGAGGUGAUAGUCAUCUUGGAACCGAGCAGAGAUUCAGAUUUACAUGAUGUUGAUGAUAAAAGCAUUCGUCUAGAACCCAUACGUCGCCUACCUGAGGAAAAUGACCAUGAGUGGCAGCAAUCACACUGCGCGAUCUCUGCCACUGGAUCUUACCAACAAACCCAAAGAGCGUGGGAGCUGCGCGCAGACGGGAGACCGGGGUCACCCAGGACCUUCUCCAGAAAGACAGGUGGAAGCGGCGCACAAGUGCAGCAAUGGACACGAAAUUCUUCCUUCUCAACAUCAGGACUGUUGUGGUGGAUCGGUUUCGCAGACUAUUCAAACAGACGCUGCGGGUGACGGGGGUAACAGGACGCGCGAGGGUCCCAAACACACCCGACCCACAACCCCUAACGCGACGAACCCUGCAGGAAAACCUACAGAUUCCUCAUUUUCCAAUCUUCCGCCAAGAAAACGUCCUUUCCCACUGGACGUGGAUCAUCACCACAGCGGUCCGAGGAAAGAUCCGCCUAGCGUGGCUCCAAAAGUGUUGAAGAGGACUCAAACGGACGCAGAUCCAAAGCGGAUAUUUAGCACAUUUGGAGAUAACCCAAGCGUUAAUGACUUCGCGCCGCACUUACCGCCAUAUCGAGCUUGUUCGCAUUUCCAGUGGUCUCGGCAGCCUCCUCCGUUGGAGAGCACAGAUCAGCUGCUGGCAGAUAUUGUUGAGGCAACACGUCAAGAUGAAGACGGUGACACACCUCUUCACAUUGCCGUGGUCAAAGAGAACUGCCAACUGGUCAGAUGGCUUAUUGAAAUAUAUCGACGGGCCCACAAAGACCUGGACAUUUUCAAUAACCUAAGACAGACACCGUUGCACUUGGCUGUAAUUACUCAUCAGCUGAUUUUGGUGAAAGUUCUGCUGGAUGCAGGGGCUGACCCUGGAGCUUUGGACCGUAAUGGACAGACGGCGCUGCACUUGUGCUGUGAGCACAGAGAGGUGGACUGCCUGUCUGUCAUCCUCAGACACUACCCGCAAAACCCUUCGCCCCAUCUGGAGAUCAGGAACUAUGAGGGUCUGACGCCCCUUCACCUGGCUGUGCAGAAUGGAAACAAAAAGUUGGCAAAAAUUUUAUUGGAGAACGGAGCUGAAAUCAACGCUGGGGAUAAUAAGAGCGGUCGAAGUCCACUGGUUCACGCUGUAGAAAACAACUUUACUGACAUGGUUAUCUUUCUGAUCGAGAGUGGGUGCGAUGUGAAUACACAGUCUUACAGCGGGAACACAGCAUUACACAGCGCCUGUGGCAGAGGUCAUAUAGAGAUUGUCAGGGUCUUGCUGAAAAGUGGAGCCGACAGUAGUUUGAAAAACAACCACAACGACACUGCCAUAAUGGUUGCAAAAGACAAAAAGGUAUCUGAUGUGCUGCGUGGGAGAGGCACUCGCGGUUGCACUGUGAAAAGUAGCAGUAACGGCUCUCUGUCACCUGGCAGUUCCAACAAUUCUCCCCGAAUGACUCCCACUUUUCAACACAGUGCGUCACUUUCUCCUGUGACUCCAGUUUUACCGCGAAGUCAGUCAGCGGACAGCAUUUUAGAACGUCAGUCACCGCUGAACAGCAAUGAAAAAUCACUGCAAACAUUGCCACGGACACACCAUAAUGUAGCAGUGGACAACAUGGCAGGCUACGGAAUGGCACUUCAUAAUUUUCCAUCAUAUCUGUUACCAUCUGGGUACGACCAAAUUAAGCCCACUUUCUCUCAUAUCCAGAGAAGGAUGCUAAUCGCAGAUUACCCUAUUUACUAUCCCACUGGUAUUCAAACACCUCCAUAUUACUCAGAUACACAGAUCAUCUUACUGCCCAGUUUCCCCAUGCCGGUCACAUAUGGCUCCCCUUCACACGGUGCCGUUAACCAAUCACGGCCGUCCAGUCGCAGCAGUGAUCAGUCAGACAUCUCCACUGUGAGUGUAAACAGUGAAGAAAGAGGUGUAAGUUGAUAUCAGUUAGAUGUUGUCUUAAAGGUAUAGAUCAGCCAAAAUAUGAAGUCAUUAAUAAUUCACCCUAAUGUUGUUCCAAACCUUGCGUUUUGAUCAUUUUGGUUGUUAAAAGAAGAACUGGACAGUCGCUGGCAUACAGUUAUGUCCAUGGUAUGGAAGAUAUACUAUGAUGGCUAACAGGAACUUUUUGGCAAGCAAAAUUCUUCAAAUUAUCAUAUUUGUAUUUAGCAUUCAUACAGGAUUAGUGGGUUAAUUAAAAGUUUUUUUAUAAUUUAUUCAACCUCAUGCUCUGCGGAACAUAUUUUGAAGAAUAACAGUAACCAGACAGUUUUGGUGACCAUUAACUUCCUUUUUAAGAUGGAAUGGCACAUGGGUUAAUAAAUGUUUUUGGGUGAAUUAUUCCUUUAAGUGAUGUUGUUUUGAAUAUUUUCAGUGUGGGUGUGUGUAUAUGUGUGUGUGUGUGUGUGUUUGGACAACAUACUGACUGAUUGAUAACAUUUUUAUGCAUCUUUCAAAUAUUUGUUCAAUCUGAUGUUAUGAAGUUUUUCCAGAUCAGUCAUGUAUAUUUGUGUUGCCAAGUGUUUUGCUAUAUAUUUGGAGUGAUUCUGUCAUGUAUUAUAAAAGGCUUUGAUAUUUAUACAAAAGGGAUGACAGGAAAACAAACAGGGGAAAAAAAUAAUUCUGCUGUCUUGAUAUUGAAAUUGCACCUUAAACAAUGUGUUUACUCGCAUCGUUUUGAUUUUUCCAUUGUUUUAGACUUUACAGAUUUUAAUUAUUCAAAUUUGCAUGACACACAAAUCUUUAAUUGCAUUCGUGUUCACAAAAAAAUGUAAUUGUCAAAAAUACUUUUCAUAUUCUGAGGUUUUAUUAGGAUACACAUAUGCAGCUGACUCUGACCAAGUACAAUGCCUAUAGAGGUCAGGAUAGGUUUAUCUAAUGAGUUCACGGCUAUUGUCAAAAAUACCAUGUACGCAUGUACACUGUCUGAUGAAGUUUUAUGACUCAGUGUUUAGUGGCUUGAAAUGCAUAAUCUAGUAGAUGUUGAAAAAAUUUAACUGUAGUAUUAUUGUAGGAAUUGUAGGAAAGGGUUAUUUCACCCCGAAAGGAAAAAUUUGUCAUUUGUAAUCACUUUCCCCUAUGUCAUUCCAAACCUUUAAAAGCUUCUUUUGUCUUCGAAACAAGGCUUGUGACCGUCCCAUUGAGUGCCAAACAAUUGCCACUGUCAAGGUGCAGAAAAGAAAGGUGUCGUCUUAAUGCUCCAUCUGCCAUCAGUGGUUUAACUGCUAUAUUAUGAAGCUAUGAAAAUACUUUUUUUAAGGAAAGAAAACAAAAAAUAAUGACUUAAAAGAUUUGGCACCAUAAUAUCACCGUAGCACCUCCUCGGACCAUCAGCGUACGUUAUGGAAAGAUAAAUCCUGUUGUUAGACUCAAUGGAAAGAUACAUCUUGUAGGCUUUAAUUUGUACAAACAGCAUAUCUUUCCAUUGUGUUUAAAAGAACCGCAUGCGUUAAGUGCGUCCAGACGAUGCUGUGAUGCAGUGAUAAUUGUUUGGCAGUCAAUGGGACAGUCCCAAGCCUCUCGGUUUUCCCAAGCCUCUCGGAAGCUUUAACGGGUUUGGAACGACAUGGGGGUGAAGUGAUCAAUGAGGUCAAGUAACCCUUAAAAACCAUUGCCAAAAUCUUGAGAAACUGUGAUUAAACCUAUAACCACAUGGGCUUUGAUGUGAAUCGGCCAUAAAGGUACUUAAAGGUGUUGCUGAUGGUUACGUGAAUGUAUGUACUUUGCUUUACAUAUGAAUGCGUCAAUAAGUGCAGCAUAGCAGUAAUCUUGAUUUACUAUGAAUAAAAAUGCAUAUUUUUAUA